Molecule: messenger RNA, 2799 nt
Organism: Photinus pyralis (common eastern firefly)
Lineage: Eukaryota; Metazoa; Arthropoda; Insecta; Coleoptera; Lampyridae
Product: collagen alpha chain CG42342-like
Exons: 27
Coding region: 1-2100 (699 amino acids)
Source: RefSeq, a predicted model, not a curated record
AUGCCGGACAAGGUCAAACUAACGUUCGCCCAUCCAUCGUGCGUUCGCCCAAUUCGAGCUGCGUCUAUUGCGGGGAAGGGUAUUGGUAGUGGCACAGUUGGAAACCUUGUACUCGUCUAUCAUUUGUUAUUCAUCGUAUCGUCUUUACUUGCACCAAAAAGGUUUGCACCAAACCUCUCAUGCCACUACAUUAUCUACAAGUUACAUUGCUUAUCGCAUAACACGGCUAAAGGUGGCUUUUAUAUUUUGUUGCAGGGUUCGUCGGGGCCACGCGGAUAUCCGGGAUUCCCGGGCCCAAUUGGUUUAGACGGACCAAAAGGAGACGCGGGGCGACCUGGUGAUAAAGGCCAAAAAGGGGAUAAUGGAAAUCCUGGUUUUGAUGUCUUUUCCACUGUUAAGCAGACAGGGCGGGGAUUAAAAAGAUCAGUAACAACAUUAAGAGGAGGUACUUUAGGAUACGCGGAGAUCGUUGCGGUGAAGGGACUACAGGAAAAUGGCCAUAAUAUUUCUGCUGAAACUAUCAUCACACUAAAAGGAGAACCAGGUGAGCCAGGUCCGCCCGGGCCAGCUGGACCUCAAGGACCAGAAGGUCUACCAGGUCACGAUGGUCGGCAAGGGAUUUCUGGUGAGCCAGGCCCCGCUGGAGAUCGCGGUGAACCGGGACCAAUUGGACCAAUAGGACCUCCAGGAAUGGAUGGGGUGAGCGGACCAAAGGGUAACAAAGGAAGUAAAGGGACGUAUGGUUUCAUGGGAGCACCAGGCUUCACUGGAUUACCCGGACAUAUGGGCUUACCUGGGAUUCCCGGUAAGAACGGCACAAAAGGCGAACCAGGUCUAAAAGGCGAUAAAGGAGACAAAGGCGAACGAGGUUUAACGACGACGUUAACUGGAGACCAAUUCCCCACUGGAAUUAUCGAAGGACCACCGGGCCCACCAGGACCAGCAGGACCUGAUGGUUUACGAGGUGAAAAAGGAGAGACUGGCCCCACGGGACCUCCAGGACCCGUCGGCGAAAAAGGAGCAAGAGGUCGCAGAGGAAAACGGGACCGAAAAGAUUUGGAUGGAGAUGUAAGUCGUGGUCCUCCAGGCUUACCUGGAGCUAAGGGAGACGCAGGUGAACCAGGCCAUAAAGGUGAUAAGGGUGACCAUGGUUUUCAAGGACCAAAAGGGGACCGAGGUGAAAGUGGUACCAUAGGCGAACCUGGCUUAAAUGGCGAGUCUGGUCUACAAGGACCUCCUGGACUACCGGGCCAGCCUGGACCGAAAGGUGAAAAAGGCGAAUAUGGUGACAUCGGCCCACCUGGUUUAAUGGGACCUCCUGGUUUACCUGGACCUCCUGGAUAUCCUGGUCAAAAGGGAGAAAAGGGCGAGAAGGGAGAAUCGAAAUAUAAGAAGUUAAGGAGAAGGCAGUUUCAGGGAGACGGGACUGGAGAGGUAACAAUUGGAGGCGAUAUGAUUAUGGGUCCACCUGGCCCACCCGGUCCCGCCGGUACCCCAGGCCUUCAAGGACCGCCUGGAAUUAAAGGCGACAAAGGCGUGGAUGGAGUCAAAGGAGAGCCAGGCGAAAAAGGAACCAAAGGUGAUCCUGGACCAAUGGGUCUUCCGGGUCCCAUGGGUUUACGAGGCGAAGCUGGCCGACCAAGUGAUUAUACCAAACCAGGGCCUCCGGGACCACCAGGACUUGACGGGAUGAAGGGAGCGCAAGGUGAGCCAGGCAGUAAAGGAGAGCGGGGUGACCCUGGCUUACCUGGUACAGAUGGAAUCCCGGGCCAAGAGGGUCCUAAAGGAGACAAAGGAUAUAAAGGGGAUGCUGGUCCGAUUGGGAAACGCGGACGCAAAGGUGACAAAGGCGACAAGGGAGAUCAAGGUGUACCAGGCUUGGAUGCUCCAUGUCCCUUAGGAACGGACGGGCUACCGUUACCGGGAUGUGGUUGGCGACCACCUAAAGAAAUCCAUACUAUAUCAACGCCUGCCAGUGAUAUUGAUACUGAAGAUCCAGUAGAUGAAGACUUUGAAGGCGAUUAUGAUGAUCAAGACGACUAUGAAGAAUAUCCAGAACAUACAAACUCUGCACUUGCUAUAUCAGCUUCAGCUAUUUAACAAUUAAUUGCCCUGCUAGCGUUUGGGAUUUUACAUUAAAUGUGUUUUAGGCAGCGGCCAAUGAAGAAGGUUUCAAAGGAGCACAGUUCCCGAAUAUGUACUUACUUUACAAGUGAGUGUAAAUAGUGUUUGUUAUGCUAAAAACAUGUUCACUCUGACAGCACACUCUACAGAUAAUCUAUCGAAUUAACUAAAGAAGAUGUAUGUUUAUAUAAUAAACUAUAGUUAAUCAGUGUUGUAAAUUUUGAGAAAAGUUAAUUAUGAUGUAGAUACUAGGUUGUUUACUGAAAUGUGCCAAAAUUUACGGAUUCUUUAAAGCGUGUAAUUAAUAAAGCACUAUUUUUCUUUAAAUCCCUCUGUAUGUCCAAAACGCCCAAUUUUGGUAAACACUUCAUGUAUUUGUACAUAAGAAACCACUUGCAUAGUGUAUCCCAUUUAAUAUAAUGAACGCAUGUUUACUGUGGAUUUGGGUAAAAUUUGCCAUAGAUUGUUAUUAAGCUCACCUGAGAAAUAUCAGUGAAUACUAUUAUGUAUUAGAGAAAUUUGGCCUAAGUAAGUUUAUAGGUAUAUCUUCCGAUUUUGAUAUGUAUUUGACCAUACCCACUCAAAUGUUGUAUAAAGUAAUUAUAAUUAUUAAUUAAAUUAUUACUGCAUAUGAAAUAAACAAACGUACUUGAUUGUUACCUACUUGUAGUAUCA